CCCGGAGCACCAGGCGCCCACGAGAACGCUGUUCUCCUCGGCUUCCGGGCGCACGCUUUUCUGUUGCCGCCGACAGACCGGAAUUCCCGGUGCCUCCGCAGCGGCCGUCCGUACGCCCAACUCUGCUGCCGCCAUGGGGAUCUUAGAGAAGAUCUCGGAGAUCGAGAAGGAGAUCGCUCGGACGCAGAAGAACAAGGCCACUGAGUAUCAUCUGGGCCUGCUGAAAGCCAAGCUCGCCAAGUAUCGGGCCCAGCUCCUGGAACCAUCCAAAUCCGCCUCAUCCAAAGGAGAAGGCUUUGAUGUCAUGAAGUCGGGCGAUGCCCGAGUGGCGCUGAUUGGAUUUCCCUCUGUGGGUAAGUCUACAUUCUUGAGUCUGAUGACCUCCACGGCCAGCGAAGCAGCAUCCUAUGAGUUCACCACUCUGACGUGUAUUCCUGGGGUCAUUGAAUACAAAGGUGCCAACAUCCAGCUCCUGGACCUUCCUGGAAUCAUUGAAGGCGCAGCCCAAGGAAAAGGCCGUGGCCGGCAGGUGAUUGCUGUGGCACGCACGGCCGAUGUCGUCAUCAUGAUGCUGGAUGCCACCAAGGGAGAGGUGCAGAGGUCUCUGCUGGAAAAGGAGCUGGAGUCCGUGGGCAUCCGCCUCAACAAGCACAAGCCUAACAUCUACUUCAAGCCCAAGAAAGGCGGCGGCAUCUCCUUUAACUCGACAGUCACGCUGACCCAGUGCUCGGAAAAGCUGGUGCAGCUCAUCCUGCACGAAUACAAGAUCUUCAAUGCAGAAGUGCUCUUCCGAGAAGACUGCUCCCCAGAUGAGUUCAUCGAUGUGAUCGUGGGCAACCGGGUGUACAUGCCCUGCCUGUAUGUUUAUAACAAAAUCGACCAGAUCUCCAUGGAAGAGGUGGACCGCCUGGCCCGAAAACCAAACAGUGUGGUCAUCAGCUGUGGCAUGAAGCUGAACUUGGACUACCUGCUGGAGAUGCUUUGGGAGUACUUGGCCCUGACCUGCAUCUACACCAAGAAGAGAGGACAGAGGCCGGACUUCACAGACGCCAUCAUUCUCCGGAAAGGGGCCUCAGUGGAGCACGUGUGCCACCGCAUCCACCGGUCACUCGCCAGCCAGUUCAAGUAUGCCCUGGUAUGGGGCACCAGCACUAAGUACAGUCCGCAGAGGGUGGGCCUGACCCACACCAUGGAGCAUGAGGACGUCAUCCAGAUCGUGAAGAAGUAAUGGCGCCUGCCAGCCCUCCAGCCCACGUGCCUCAUCUCCUUGGGGCGUUGGUCCUACUGCAACACCCAAACACCCAAACAGAAAAAUACAAAUACACACACCCCAGGAAGGGGUUCCUCAAAGUCUCUGUAUUUCCAGAAGUUUCUUCAGUAGGCAGAUGAAGAGUGCAUUGGGGCAGAGGGGUUCGGCUGGAGGCAUUUCCCGUAAGACUGAGGCCUCUCGGGGUGGGGUUUGAGUUUGGAGUGCUGGGCCUGCAUCUGUGCCCCCGGCCCCUGUGCUGAGGGAGCAAGCUGCCCACCUGCCUACCAGCCGGGGCCUAAAGCAGAUGGCAUGUUCAGUGCCAGGCAGGAAGCUGGGCCUGCCUGAGUCCCUGGAGGCUGUAGCUGCCGUUACAGCACCUCCCUCCCUCAGCUCCUGCUGGCUUCUCUGACACUUGGGGUGGGGGCUUUUCCAGGAAGAAACCCCCUUGGGUCCUCCACUCAGGGCUCUCCAGGAUUAGAAGUAGAGGUUAGUGGCUUCAAAGGCCCAGCUGACAUCCUCCACAGCCUAAGGGGUGUCCAAAAGUGCCUCCCCUUCUCUGACCCUCCCAGGGCAGCCCCUGCCCAGCACAAAACCCCCAGACCCUGGCUCUGGGCCAAGGACUUUUGAGUUUAGAAUCUGUUUUCUAAGUCCCCAGUUCUCCUGGCUCUCCUUUCUGAAAUAAAGGAUUGAAAACCGUU
Messenger RNA from Saimiri boliviensis boliviensis (Bolivian squirrel monkey), 1947 nucleotides. It is a transcript of the gene DRG2, whose product is annotated as developmentally regulated GTP binding protein 2. Gene Ontology annotation, molecular function: GTPase activity; GTP binding. The record is from RefSeq and is a predicted model, not a curated record. Lineage: Eukaryota; Metazoa; Chordata; Mammalia; Primates; Cebidae.